AGACGGCUCAGAUCACAUCACAUUCUCUCCCACUCAAACUUAUCCGCUUCGCAUGUCGGCGCUACCCUUUUAAUUUGCUAAACAGCCCCUCCUUUUCUACUCAAUUACAUUCUAGCCCCAUAAAAAUAUUUCUCACAACAUAUUUAACCGAAAAAAUAACCGUCAAAAUAUCGACACGUAAAAAAUAAAAACAAAAAUACAUAUUUUCUCUUUAAAAAGAAAAACAAAAAACAGAGAACGAGAAAGAAAGAAAGAGAGAGAAAGCUCUGAAAAAGCGGGAACCAUCUCCGGCGCCGGCAAUAUCAAUAUCUUCUCCUCCGUUGAGUAAUUAGGGCUUUCAAAUACACCAUUUCCGAUUCUUUUGCCUCACCCCAAAAAUAUAGUUACUAAAAAUAAUCAGAGAGAAUCCGCAUAGAUCGGGAGAUUUUUCUCUCUAUCUGAAAAUAUUAUUAUUAUUAUUAUUAUUAUUUUCCUUUUUUCUCUGUUAGUUUACAUUCAAAUCAAUCGAAGAAGAAGAAGAAGAAGAGGCUUUGCUCUGUUUCUCUCUUACUCUGUUUUUUGUUUUUUAAAGAGAGAGAGAAAAAUGGAACAGAAAGGUUAUUUGUUAUCGGCGUUGAGUGUUGGGGUAGGAGUUGGAGUUGGGCUUGGGCUUGUAUCGGGCCAGAGCGUCAGUAAAUGGGCCGGGAAUUUACCGCCCAAUGCUAUAACCAUUGAAAAAAUGGAACAAGAGAUGUUGAGGAUGAUGAUCCAUCAUGGCACAGAAGAAACUAAAGAUCAAGUCACUUUUGAUGAUUUUCCAUAUUAUCUCAGUGAACAGACAAGAGUACUACUAACAAGUGCAGCAUAUGUACAUCUCAAACACGCAGAGGUUUCUAAGUACACUCGAAACCUUUCUCCUGCUAGUCGAGCUAUUUUGCUUUCUGGCCCUGCUGAACUUUACCAACAAAUGCUGGCCAAGGCUUUGGCUCAUUACUUUGAAGCCAAGUUGUUGUUGUUGGAUGUAACAGAUUUUUCAUUAAAGAUUCAGAGCAAGUAUGGUGGUUCAAACAAUGGAUCAUGUUUUAAAAGGUCAACUUCUGAGUCAACCUUAGAGCGAUUGUCAGGCUUAUUUGGUUCAUUUUCUGGGCUUCAACAAAGGGAUGAACCCCAAUUUUCAGGUGGUACAUUAAGAAGGCAGAGUAGUGGUGUUGAAAUAAGAUCAAGAGGAAUAGAAGGUAAUAAUACUCUUCCCAAGCUUAGGAGAAAUGCCUCUGCAGCUGCUAAUAUCAGUAACAUUGGUUCUCACUCCAAUCAAAAUCAAGUCGGCCCUCUUAGGCGCGAAAGCAGCUGGUGCUUCGACGAAAAGCUCCUUAUUCAAUCUCUCUACAGAGUUUUGGUUUCGGUUUCGAAAACCGGUCCCAUUGUGUUGUACCUUAGAGAUGUGGAGAAGUUUUUAUGCAGAUCACAAAGAAUAUACAACUUAUUUCAGAAAAUGUUGAACAAACUCACUGGAUCAGUUUUAAUUCUUGGGUCUCAAGUUUAUGAUCCUAAAGAUGAAUACAGAGAAUUAGAUGAGAAGAUUUCUGCUCUUUUUACUUACACAAUUGAGAUAAGACCACCUGAAGAUGAAUCCCAAAAUGUUAGUUGGAAAUCUAAAUUGGAAGAAGAUAUGAGAAUGAUUCAAGUUAAGGAUAACAGAAAUCAUAUCAUGGAAGUUCUCUCAGCUAAUGAUCUUGAUUGUGAUGAUUUGGAUUCAAUUUGUAUUGAAGACACAAUGGUUUUGAGUAAUUAUAUUGAAGAGAUUGUUGUGUCUGCAAUUUCUUAUCACUUGAUGAACAACAAGAAUCCUGAGUAUAGAAAUGGAAAACUCAUUAUUUCUUCCAAAAGUUUGUCACAUGGAUUGAGUAUAUUCCAAGAAGGAAAAUUUGAUGGUAAAGACACAAUGAAACUUGAAGUUAAGGCUGACUCAUCUAAGAAAGAAGAAAAGAAAAAGGCUGUUAAAGAGAAGCCAGAAGCAAAACCCGAAGUCACUGCUCCUGAAAACAAAUCAGGAGCAGAGACGUUAUCAGCAGCAGCAAUUUCCGCGACAAAGAAAGAUGCUGCUGAUAAUUCAAUUCCAGCACCAGUAAAAACUCCUGAAGUAGCACCUGACAAUGAAUUUGAGAAGAGAAUAAGGCCAGAGGUAAUACCAGCUAGUGAAAUUGGUGUGACAUUUUCUGAUAUUGGUGCAUUAGAUGAGAUCAAAGAAUCACUUCAAGAAUUAGUAAUGCUUCCACUAAGAAGACCUGACCUUUUCAAUGGAGGACUAUUGAAGCCUUGUAGAGGAAUAUUACUAUUUGGGCCACCUGGAACUGGUAAGACAAUGAUGGCAAAGGCCAUAGCUAAAGAAGCUGGAGCAAGUUUCAUCAAUGUUUCCAUGUCUACCAUAACAUCGAAAUGGUUCGGUGAGGAUGAGAAGAAUGUUAGAGCUCUUUUCACUUUGGCGGCCAAGGUUUCGCCUACUAUUAUCUUUGUUGAUGAGGUUGAUAGCAUGCUUGGACAGAGGUCUAGAGCCGGGGAACAUGAAGCGAUGCGGAAGAUCAAGAACGAGUUUAUGACACAUUGGGACGGGUUAUUGACGAAACCCGGUGAAAGGAUUCUUGUUCUUGCUGCUACUAAUAGGCCUUUUGAUCUUGAUGAAGCUAUUAUCAGGCGUUUCGAAAGAAGAAUAUUGGUGGGGCUUCCAUCAAUGGAUAACAGAGAAAUGAUCUUAAAAACUCUACUUGCAAAAGAGAAAAUAGAAGAAAGAUUAAACUACAAGGAACUUGCAACCAUGACAGAAGGCUAUAGUGGAAGUGAUCUUAAGAAUUUGUGCACAACAGCAGCAUAUAGGCCUGUAAGGGAAUUAAUACAACAAGAAAGAUUGAAAGAUUUGGAAAAAAAACAGAAACCUUUGGCAUCAUCAGAAACUGUUAGUAGUUCAGAAAAAAUCGAAAAACCCGAAAGUGGUAAAGAAGAAACAGGUAUAAUUUUAAGGCCUUUAAACAUGGAGGAUUUCAGGGUAGCAAAGAAUCAGGUGGCUGCAAGUUUUGCAGCAGAGGGGUCUGUAAUGAAUGAGUUGAAGCAAUGGAAUGAGCUAUAUGGGGAAGGAGGGUCAAGAAAGAAAGAACAGUUAACUUAUUUUCUAUGAAUGUGCUUUUUUCUUUGUUAACUUUUUUUUGGUAUUGAAAAUAAACUUGUUCAUGGAGAGAAAACAAAUUAUGAGAUGAAUUAGUUCUAACUUUGAUACCAGGAAAGGAAUGAUGAUAUAUAUAGUAAGUAAAAUUAUAUAUUGUUGUGUAAUAAUAUUGUAAUAUAGUUUUUAUAGGUGAAACUACUUUAGGUAUAUGUUAUAUGUAUAAUAUAUUUUUCAGAUAUGGGAAAAUAAGAGUGAGAAGCAAAGCACUUUUAUAAGAAAAUGAAUUUUAUUUAUUUAUUUAUCA
Molecule: messenger RNA, 3440 nt
Organism: Cannabis sativa
Lineage: Eukaryota; Viridiplantae; Streptophyta; Magnoliopsida; Rosales; Cannabaceae
Product: ribosome biogenesis ATPase RIX7
Exons: 16
Coding region: 584-3148 (854 amino acids)
Cellular component (GO): mitochondrial outer membrane
Molecular function (GO): ATP binding; ATP hydrolysis activity
Source: RefSeq, a predicted model, not a curated record